AUGUCUGAGGAAAAUAAUACAGGUGCUAGAAAAAAAGAGUAUGAUACAACAACAUCAGUUGAGUCUGAAGAAUCAGAACAGGGAAAAAGACAACGAACAACCUCCCUCGGUCAAGGUAAUUAUGGAACAUCUGGAGAAAUUCCUGCUUCGCCUCCAAAAUUUAUUUCUUUAGAAGAAUUGAUGAGAGCUGCUAAUGGUGUCACAAACAUGGUUUUAGCACAUGAAAUUGCUGUCAAUAAAGAUUUUAAAUUAGAAAAAUUUGAAGCACCUCAAAACAGUUUAGAGAAAAAAGUUGAAGAUGUUGUUCACAGAGCAUUUUGGGAUGUACUUAAAACAGAAUUAUCUGAGGAUCCUCCAAAUUAUACUCAAGCAAUGGUUUUGUUGGGUGAAAUUAAAAAUGGUCUAUUAGAGCUUUUACUACCCCAACACACAAAAAUCAGACAGCAAAUUUCUGAAGUUUUAGAUGUGGAAUUAAUAAAACAACAAGCCAAUGCAGGAACUUUAGAUUUUCAGCAAUAUGCUCAGUAUGUCAUAUCCGUCAUGGGAAAACUUUGUGCUCCUGUUAGAGAUGAAAAAAUUGCUAGCCUUACAAAAACGACAGAUGUUGUCGAAGUUUUCAAAGGGAUUUUGGAAACUAUAGAUUUAAUGAAAUUAGACAUGGCUAAUUUUACAAUAAAUGUUAUGAGACCUCAAAUUGUUGCCAACAGUAUUCAAUAUGAAAAAAAAAAAUUUGCUGAUUUUUUAAAAUUAGACCAAGAUUGUUUGAUAUUAACGAAAAAAUGGUUAAGAAAUCAUUUGAGUGCAGCCGAACAAUAUGCAGAAAAAUCUAAAAAAAUUACAGCCGUUAUUAAUAGUGCUUACUUGGAAUUGCUCGAAUGGAAUGAAACACAAGAAUUUCCAGAAACGGCCAUCAUGGAUAAAGGUCGCAUACUCGAUUUAAAAAAAGAACACGAAAAAUUAAUUUUAAUAGGAGCCGUUUUGCUUCUCGCUUUUGCACAAUCAGGACCGGAUCUAUGCUCCAUACAAGAUUUUAAAAAUAAAUUAAAAGAUGAUAUAUUAACCCUGUUAAACGCGGACAAUCAAGAACGCCACGAUUUAAAAGUCGUGCUAGAGGAAAUUUCGGAAAAAUUAAAACACGACAUUGUGAAAGCUGUCGAUCAGUACGACGUGGGAAGAAAUCAAAUAAACGUUGGAAAUUUAGCAUUAAAAUUGGGAGAAUUAACGGAUAAAAAUCACAAAAUUAAAUGUUUGCUACAUCAAAGAAUCAGAGAAUUUUUAUUGGAUACCGUAACAUCGCAAACGGCGGAACCUAUGAAAAUCCCUCCUGGAUUUUCAAGUUUGCAACAGGAAGUGACGCAAUUAGCAGGAAAUUUUCUUCGUUUAACUUCUCACAAUCGAGCCGUUUACGAAGAAUAUUACACGAAAAUAAUUGAAGAAUCUCUACCGUAA
Messenger RNA from Pediculus humanus corporis (human body louse), 1449 nucleotides. RefSeq lists its product as uncharacterized. The coding region runs from base 1 to 1449 and encodes 482 amino acids. The record is from RefSeq and is a predicted model, not a curated record. Gene Ontology annotation, biological process: signal transduction. Lineage: Eukaryota; Metazoa; Arthropoda; Insecta; Psocodea; Pediculidae. The transcript is spliced from 7 exons.